Messenger RNA from Cyprinus carpio (common carp), 5820 nucleotides. Its product is annotated as receptor-type tyrosine-protein phosphatase kappa. The record is from RefSeq and is a predicted model, not a curated record. Gene Ontology annotation, biological process: protein dephosphorylation. Gene Ontology annotation, cellular component: membrane. Gene Ontology annotation, molecular function: protein tyrosine phosphatase activity; protein binding. NCBI's taxonomy places the organism in Eukaryota, Metazoa, Chordata, Actinopteri, Cypriniformes, Cyprinidae.
AGUGCGGCUGAGAUUUUUUCACACACCUUUUCCAGGCAGGUAGUAAGAUUUUACGCAUGGUUUUUAAACAAAAGCUCUUUCAGCACAUUAAGUGUUUGAAGCUGGAUUAAUUGCUGAAAGCUGUGGAGAAGCAGAAGACUGUAGUACGCACGCAGUCGUUUCUCCGCUGUGUGUGUGUGUGUGUGUGUGUGUGUGUGUGUGUGUGUAUGUGUGUCCGUCAGUAGGGGGCGCCUGUCCCCUCGCGAAAAGCGCCGGUGACGUCACGGCCCCUCUCUCUCGCAACUCGCAGCGCAACAGAGUAUCGGAGCGAGCGCGAGACGCGGAGAGAGAGCAUGGGGCGCGCGGAUCGGCUGGAAUAAGAAACAUUUCCCAACACUUUCAUAAACUUUCUCAACUCGGCCGACAGAUAUGGAUACCAUCAUUUUGAGCAUAUUACUCCUGCAUACGGCGUUUGGAAGAGCAGGAGCCCAGUACAUUCCCGCUCAAAUGGGACACGCGGAGAAAGGCGGCUGCACCUUCGAUGAUGGCCCAGCACAAUGCGACUACCAGCAGGAUCCUUACGAUGACUUCGACUGGACACACGUCAGCGCUCAAGAAGUGCCGUACCUGCCCUCUGACCUGCCCCAGGGCUCGUACAUGAUGGUGGACACCUCGCAGCACGAUUACGGAGAAAAGGCUCGCCUGCAGCUGCCCGUGAUGAAAGAAAACGACACUCACUGCAUCGACUUCAACUAUCUCCUGUACUGCCCCGACGGCUCCAGCCCCGGGACGCUCAACAUCCUGGUGAAGGUCAAUAAAGGGCUGGCCAAUCCCAUCUGGAACGUCACUUCCUGCACAGGCAAAGGCUGGAUGAAGGCGGAGCUUGCUGUCAGCACUUUUUGGCCCAAUGAGUAUCAGGUCAUAUUCGAGGCAGAGGUGACCAACGGCAGAAGAGGGUUCAUUGCCAUUGAUGACAUCCAGGUGCUCAGUUACCCCUGCGAUAAAUCACCUCACUUCCUGCGUUUGGGGGAUGUGGAGGUGAAUGCCGGACAGAACGCCACGUUCCAGUGCAUCGCCACUGUCCGUGAUGCUGUCAACAACAAACUCUGGCUGCAGCAGCGUAACGGAGAGGACAUUCCAGUGGCGGAGAAGAAGAACAUCAACCACAGGAAGUUUGCAGCCUCUUUCCGACUGAGAGAAGUGACCAGUCAGGACCAAGAUCUGUACCGCUGCGUCACCCAAUCAGAGAGAGGAUCCGGCGUCUCCAACUUUGCUGGACUCAUCGUCAGAGAGCCCCCGAGACCCAUCGCUCCACCUCAGCUGCUGGGCGUCGGGCCCACAUACCUGCUAAUCCAGCUAAACGCCAACUCCAUAUUCGGGGAUGGCCCCAUCAUCCUGAAGGAGGUGGAGUACAGGAUGACAUCUGGAAGCUGGACAGAGACCCACGCCGUCAACUCGCCCAAUUACAAGCUGUGGCACCUGGAUCCCGACACGGAGUAUGAGAUCCGAGUGCUGCUGACCCGUCCGGGAGAGGGGGGAACCGGACAGCCCGGGCCGGCUCUCAUCACCAGAACCAAGUGUGCAGAACCCAUGCGGACGCAUGGGGGUCUGAGGAUUGUGGAGAUGGAGGAGAGGUUGGUCGCCGUGGACUGGGAGUCGCUGGGCUACAACAUCACCCGCUGCCACACCUUCAACGUCACCAUCUGCUACCACUACCACAAAACCAACCAGAGCAAAGCUGACUGCCUGGAGAUGGACCCCAAAGCCCCCCGACACGUGGUGGGCAACCUGCCGCCCAACACCAACGUCAGCCUGAAGAUGAUCCUCACCAACCCUGAGGGACGCAAAGAGAGCGACGAGACCGUGAUCCAGACCGAGGAGGAUGUGCCCGGUCCGGUUCCCAAGGAGUUUGUGAGAGCGACUCCGUCAGAGGAUAGGAUCUCACUGCAGUGGAAAGAGCCUCUGGAGCCCAACGGCAUUAUAACCCAGUAUGAGAUCAGCUACAGUAGCGUGCAUUCGUUCGACCCGUCAGUGCCGUUGCUGCGGCCGCCUGUUCUGGUGUCGUUACCGUGGAACACGUCGCGCCACAACUUCACACAGCUGCAUCCUGGAACCACCUACCAGUUCCUGAUCCGGGCCAGUACCAGCAAGGGAUACGGACCCCCAACCACACUCAACGUCACCACCAACAUAUCAGCACCUACUCUAGAGGAGUACGAUGGGUCGGAGGCGUCCCUGAACGAGACGGCCACUACCAUCACCGUCCUGCUGAAACCUGCCCAGGCUAAAGGAGCUCCUAUCAGCUCCUAUCAGAUCGUUGUGAGGGAGAUCAACCCGCACCGUGUGCGGCGGGAGGCCAGCGGCGUGGAGUGUUACCGUGAGCCGGUCUCCUAUCAGAACGCCGCCAGCGCCGGGCUGCCGUAUUACUUCGCAGCCGAGCUCCCGCCCAGAAAUCUGCCAGAACCGCUGCCAUUUACUGUGGGAGACAACAAGACGUACCACGGCUACUGGAACGCCCCCCUCGCGCCCCGCAAAAACUACAACAUCUACUUUCAGGCGGUCAGCAGCGUGGAGAAGGAAAGUAAAACACAGUGUCUGAAACUGGCUUUUAAAGGGGCCACAGAGGAGCCGGAAGUGAUUCCAGACCCGGCCAAACAGACCGACCAAGUGGUGAAAAUUGCCGGCAUCAGCGCUGCUGUGCUGGUCUUCAUUCUCCUGGUGCUCGUGGCCAUCCUGCUGGUGAAGAAAAGGAGGAGCUACUAUUCGUACUCAUAUUACCUGAAGCUCGCCAAGAAGCGCAAGGACGCCAUCGGAAACACCCGUCAGGAGAUGACGCACAUGGUCAACUCCAUGGAUCGCAGUUAUGCAGACCAGAGCACUCUGCACGCUGAGGAGCCCAUGUCCGUCACCUUCAUGGACUCGCACAACUUCAGCAACCGCUACGAGAACCACACGGCGGCGGCCGAGAACAGCAGACUGCUGGACAUCCCACGCUACCACUGCGAGGGCACCGAGUCGCCCUAUCAGACCGGACAGCUCCAUCCUGCCAUACGGGUGGCCGACCUGCUGCAGCACAUCAACCUGAUGAAGACCUCCGACAGUUACGGCUUCAAAGAGGAGUAUGAGAGCUUCUUUGAGGGUCAGUCUGCUUCCUGGGACGCAGCAAAGAAAGAGCAAAAUCGAACGAAGAAUCGAUACGGGAACAUCAUUGCAUACGAUCAUUCUCGAGUGAUCCUGCAGCCAAUGGAAGACGACCCGUCCUCUGACUACAUAAAUGCCAACUACAUUGAUGGAUACCAGAGGCCCAGCCAUUACAUCGCAACUCAAGGUCCUGUCCACGAGACGGUGUACGACUUCUGGAGGAUGAUCUGGCAGGAGCAAUCGGCUUGUAUCGUCAUAACCAACCUAGUGGAGGUGGGCCGGGUGAAGUGCUAUAAAUACUGGCCAGAUGAUGCUGAAGUGUAUGGAGAUUUCAAAGUGACGUUUGUGGAGGUCGAGCCGCUCGCAGAAUACGUUGUCAGGACUUUCACUCUGGAGAGGAGGGGUUUUAAUGAGGUGCGAGAGGUAAAGCAGUUUCACUUCACUGGCUGGCCCGAUCAUGGAGUCCCGUAUCACGCUACAGGACUGUUGUCAUUCAUCCGACGGGUCAAGAUGUCCAACCCUCCCACCGCUGGGCCUAUCGUCGUCCACUGCAGUGCGGGAGCCGGCCGGACAGGAUGUUACAUUGUGAUUGACAUCAUGCUGGACAUGGCAGAGAGAGAAGGGGUGGUGGACAUCUACAACUGCGUCAAAGCUCUGCGCUCCAGAAGAAUCAACAUGGUUCAGACUGAGGAGCAGUACAUUUUCAUCCACGAUGCCAUCCUGGAGGCGUGUUUGUGUGGCGAGACGGCGAUUCCCAUGUGCGAGUUCAAAGCCGCGUACUACGACAUGAUCCGCAUCGACUCUCAGAGCAAUUCCUGUCACCUCAAAGACGAGUUCCAGACGCUGAACUCAGUGACUCCUCAGCCUCAGCCUGAAGACUGCAGCAUUGCACUCCUCCCUCGAAAUCACGACAAGAACCGCUUCAUGGACAACCUCCCGCCCGACCGCUGCCUGCCCUUCCUCAUCACCAUCGACGGAGAGAGCAGCAACUACAUCAAUGCAGCGCUCAUGGAUAGCUACAGGCAGCCGGCCGCGUUCAUCGUGACCCAGCAUCCGUUACCCAACACCGUCAAGGACUUCUGGAGGCUGGUGUAUGAUUAUGGAUGCACCUCCAUCGUCAUGCUAAACGAGAUCGACUUGGCUCAGGGUUGUCCUCAGUACUGGCCGGAGGAGGGAAUGCUAAGAUACGGUCCUGUACAGGUGGACUGCAUAUCCUGCUCUAUGGACUGUGAUGUCAUUAGUCGUCUCUUCAGGAUAUGCAACCUGACCAGGCCUCAGGAGGGUUACCUGAUGGUCCGUCAGUUCCAGUACCUGGGAUGGGCGGGUCAUAGGGAGGUUCCCGCCUCCAAGCGCUCGUUCCUCAAGCUGAUCCUCCAGGUGGAUAAAUGGCAGGAGGAAUGUGAGGAAGGCGAUGGACGCACUAUUAUACACUGCCUGAACGGGGGCGGCCGCAGUGGGAUGUUCUGUGCCAUCAGUAUUGUGUGUGAGAUGAUAAAGCGGCAGAAUGUGGUAGACGUCUUUCAUGCUGUGAAGAGUCUGAGGAACAGCAAGCCCAAUAUGGUGGACAGCCCGGAGCAGUACCGCUUCUGCUACGAUCUGGCUCUGGAGUACCUCGAGACGUCGUAAUGGAGAUGUCAUCUCAUACAGACUCGCGUGUGUGUGUGUGUGUGUGUGUCUGAGCAGCACACACUCGGCUUAUUUUACAUGUGACACGGGGUGUGAGUGCCGUGUAAAUGUCUCCAUUCGUGCAUAUGUGUUGACUUUCAUGAGAUUCAAGUGCCGGCCACCUGGUCGAGGUCAUGUUUUUUGUUUUUUCUAUGAUUUCGUGCAGCCAUUUGAAACACUAAGCCCGAGCUGUUGCAUGCUGAAGAUGUUCUUUAUUUCUUUGUGUCUAUCACUGUUCCUGUUAAUAAACAUAUAUAUAGUAGUACUCGUGUAAAUGGACAUUGUUUCGAAAGGGAAAAAAACAAACAAACGCGUUCGUCUAUCGAUCGAGAGCGUGAGACUUUGGCUCGAGAAGACUGCAUUCCUCACUAAUGGCUGGCUUAUUAUGUGUUCUUUUGUUUUUUGGUAGCAGACGAUGACCAUAAGCCAAAGACUUGUGUAAAAAUGUCUAUAGGGAUGAAGCACAUUGUUUGUAUUUAUUGUUUACUUGCAUUUUUGAAAGCUCAAAACAAUCAUUAUCAGUCCCCAUUCAGCCGAAAUUUUCACUGCAAAUGCUCUUUGUAGAUUUUUAUGUAUGAGAGAUUUAAGUAGUGUUUUUUUUUUUUUGUAUUUGAAAAUUGUAUUUCAGUUUGCUUUUGAAAUCUUUUACAUGCUAUCGUGGUUUGUUUUACGUAACUGAUUGUGAAUUAUUCCUUUGCUGAGGAGAAAAGAGAAGAGCUCUAUUUUUUCUGAUGUUUUCACAUUUGUAUUGUGCUGGAAAUGAAAAAAGAAAAAAAAAAAACGCAAACAAUGAAGUGUAUGCAUUCAAAAUAUAUACAGUAUUAGACUCUAGUGUAUUUAGGAUCAAAGCCAAUUUAAGAAGAAAGAUGCAGAUGCAGUAUUGAUGCUGAUCAGACCUUUUAUAGAAAGCAAACAAAAAUUUGUUCAUCAUGUGAAAUAAUAAGUUAUGUAUUUUUUGUCUGUAGUUGUUGGCUUUAUGGCUGUAUUACGAUGUCAAAUAGUAAAAAUACUUUGAAUAAAAAAAAGAUAUGUUAA